UGAGUAAGAAAGAACCGAAUUGGCAAAUACCUUGUAAACGAGACCCACUUUAGCAAAAACAAUCUUUUCUUCUUUCCUAGGUUACCUUGUCUAAAGCCAAAAUAAACCUCGAAAUCGAUCAAUAAUUCAGUAGUCUCUGCUACUUCUCGAUUCGAUUACAGUGGGUUCAGAAUUCAAUUUCAAGUUUCUAAAGAAUGUCGAAAUCGCUGGUAGAUGUUCCUCCAAUGGGUGGGUUCAGUUUCGAUCUCUGUAGAAGAAAUGAUAUGCUGGCAAAGAAGGGAGUUAACCCUCCCUCCUUUAGGAAAACAGGAACUACAAUUGUUGGCAUAGUUUUCCAGGAUGGUGUCAUUCUCGGAGCGGAUACUAGAGCAACAGAGGGGCCCAUAGUUUGUGAUAAGAAUUGUGAAAAGAUUCAUUACAUGGCACCAAAGUCCAGUGCAGAAAGGGCUACAAGUAGGAAGAAUAAAAAGAAAAAGCAAUUGCAGGAAAGUGUAAAAACAGAGCAUGAACAGGAGAUCAAUGAACACAGCCCUCCAGCUGGAGGGAAUUUACAAGCUGGUGAUAUGAGGGUGAAAAGUGGAAAAAAUAAAAUAAAGAAGAAAUUGUUGGGGGAAGCUUCUUUAAGCAAGGAAGGUAGUAAAAAAUCUAAUGGUGAGAGGAAAAAGAAAGUAAAGGAAACAAGAAGGCAAUUAUUACAGAAAACUGCUGAGGAUGAAGAGGAAGAUGUUAAUACAGUGGGUUUUCCACAGGAGGUGAAUCCAGCAGCUGAAGGUGGAAAAAUUGAAACUGCAAAAGGCAAGGAAGAAGAAGAGGUCAUUGGAAUAAAUCCUAUAGAAGAAGAGGAUCCAAAAUCCAAUGUUGAAAUGGUCAAUAGGCUUAAAAAGAAGAAGAAGAAGAAAGAGCAGUUACUAAAGGAAGCUGCUAAGGCUGACAAGCGUGGUGUUUGCUACUUAAGUCAAAUCCCUCCCCACAUGGAUCAUGUAAAGCUUCGUCAUAUUCUUUCCCAAUAUGGAGAAAUACAGAGGAUCUACCUUGCACCUGAAGAUCCCACUGCUCGAGUAAAUCGCAAAAGAGCUGGUGGAUUUCGAGGUCAAGAAUUCUCUGAAGGGUGGGUUGAAUUUACCAAUAAGAGCAUUGCAAAAAGGGUUGCUAAUAUGUUAAAUGGUGAACAAAUAGGUGGCAGAAAGAGGUCACAAUUCUAUUAUGACCUUUGGAAUAUCAAAUACUUGAGUAAAUUCAAGUGGGAUGAUCUUACAGAAGAAAUUGCAUAUAAGAGUGUUAUACGGGAGCAGAAAUUAGCUCUAGAAAUUUCUGCUGCAAAGAGGGAGCGGGAUUUCUAUCUCAAUAAGGUGGAUCAAUCUCGUGCUUUGAGUUCUAUAGAAGAACGAUUAAAAAAGAAACAAAAGGUCCAACAAGAGUCAGGAGGUCAACUCUCUGUUGGUGAGCAAGCACCGAAGGUCAUCCGUCAAUUCCCACAGACAAAACCAGUUGCAAAUAAAGUGGAAGAAAGCAAAUCUCAACUCUCAAAAGACAUUCUGGCUGGGGUAUUUGGUGUUUUAUAGUAAUAGGUUUUGAAGUUUUCAGUUUUUGUUCGACAUGAGGAGCUUAGGAAGAUACCAAAUACUGCUUUACUUGUCUGUGGGUCUAGUUCUUCCACCUUUUAAUGCAGUAACAGAGCAUUUUACAAUUUUGUUACCAUUUUCUCAAUAUUGCCGUGACUCUGAUUAUAAUGACAGCCCACAUUCUGUAAUGCCUUUUAAGGAAGCAUGCUAUGUACUUGAUUUCCAUUGCUAUUCCUUUUACGGAAGCAUAUUAUGUACCAAAUUUUGACUACAAAAUUUAAUUCAACGAUGAUGGUUUUUUUUUGAUAAAAA
Messenger RNA from Hevea brasiliensis (rubber tree), 1874 nucleotides. RefSeq names its product pre-rRNA-processing protein ESF2-like. NCBI's taxonomy places the organism in Eukaryota, Viridiplantae, Streptophyta, Magnoliopsida, Malpighiales, Euphorbiaceae. The record is from RefSeq and is a predicted model, not a curated record. Gene Ontology annotation, biological process: small-subunit processome assembly; endonucleolytic cleavage in 5'-ETS of tricistronic rRNA transcript (SSU-rRNA, 5.8S rRNA, LSU-rRNA); endonucleolytic cleavage to generate mature 5'-end of SSU-rRNA from (SSU-rRNA, 5.8S rRNA, LSU-rRNA). Bases 195 to 1562 code for a protein of 455 amino acids. Gene Ontology annotation, cellular component: proteasome core complex; nucleolus. Gene Ontology annotation, molecular function: RNA binding. The transcript is spliced from 9 exons.